UUGAUGCCGAACGCGAUUCCACGCCCCUUCAGCGUUGGUACACGCCUACGCCCUCUCACUUCUUAUUGGCUAGGCUGUGAUAACACAAGCCCCGCCCCAUCACAGGCUCUCUCAGGUUUCUCUUCUCUGGUCGUUAUAGCAACCGCUCCCCCCCAAGUAACGAGGGAAGGGAGGGGCGAAGAGGAGGAGCGAGGGGCGUGUCAGCACCGCCCGAUGAUUUGAUUGACGCGAUUGAGAGGCCUGGUUAAGUUUCCAUAGCAACGACGCAAGCGACCGUGUCCGGUUCUCCUGAUCUACGAGGCCCCCCCGGUCAGGGCAGGUAAUAACCGAGCCGGAUAGAAAGUAAAGAAAUGGCGUUCGCUCCACCAAAGAACACAGAGGGGGCGAAGCUGCAGACUAAGAUGAGCACGUGGACCCCCCUGAACCACCCAUUGAUGAACGACAAGGUGUUCGAAGAAAGAAGAGCGCUACUCGGAAAAUGGUUUGACAAGUGGUCAGACGCUCAGAGACGCCGCGUCCUGUGUGACCUGUUUGAGAGAUGCAGCGUGUCCCAGCUCCGAUUCUGCAGCGGCCAUCUUGAGGAUAAAGCCCCUAGGGACUCGCUGGAUUUUUGCACCGUGUUCCCCAGAGUGCUCAGCCUCUACAUCUUCUCCUUCCUGGACCCUCGCAGCCUCUGCCGCUGUGCACAGGUGAGCUGGUACUGGAAGACCCUAACAGAGCUCGACCAACUCUGGAUGCCAAAAUGUCUGCGCUUUGGUUGGUACAUCAAUUUUUCCCCAUCUCCUUUCGAGCAGGGGGUGUGGAAGAGACAAUACAUAGAGAUGGUAAAAGAACUUCACGUGACCAGGCCCAAGACGCCUCCAAGAGACGAUUUUGUGGUUAUCGAUGUUCAGCCAAUUACUAAAGAAGUUUCAGAUCCCAAAUUGACUUCUUCAUUCUCUCACCGGUCUGUGAGGUCACAUGACAAAGAGAAGAAGGAACUCCCACCAUGGCGGUCAUCCGACAAACACCCGACCGAUACCAUAAGAUUCAACUACCUGGAUAACUUCAGUCCCAUUGAGCAAUCUCAGCAGGCGCGGAAAUCCAGCGCUGGGACCUCAAAUCUCAACAAGCAGAACUCAGAGAAAAAGAAGACACCAACAUCUGCAUCUUACAAGUUACGCAAGGCAAAGUCACUGCAGUGUAAACCUCUCCCGGGAGGCUCGGCUUGUACCCGUCAGAUGAUGAUUUCGUCUGAAUUCGGAAACUUAGGCAAGCCUCUAUCCAGACCGAGCUGGGCCGCGCUUCAGGCAGGAGGAUACCCAGUCAGCCGGACGACCGCGAAGGAGCUGGCACAGAGUACGGAGUGGAACGCCGGCAUACGUCCUGCGCCCGUACGAGCCGGGGUUCCCAAAUUGUCUGAGAAGGGAAAGAAGGCCUGCGCCCGCACAUCCAGGAGCUCCCCAACCAUAUCCCUGUUUGAGAGUCAGCCCUGGCAGGUGCCCACAUCAGACGAGGACUAGACGCCCGGAUGUCAUUGUCUCGUGUACGGGACGGACCUGCUCCAGGCACCUGCUGACCAGUCGGAUCACUUCUCUCUAUAGACAAGGUGCAGCCUCAUCUCUCACAUCUGACAUCCACCAAACAUGACCUCGUCCGGCAUCCAUUGUAUAUACACAGUGCCUUAUAUAUGACCUCUAUCCCCUGGAGCAGUGUUUCCCAACCUGGGUGCCUCCAGC
Molecule: messenger RNA, 1718 nt
Organism: Hyla sarda
Lineage: Eukaryota; Metazoa; Chordata; Amphibia; Anura; Hylidae
Gene: FBXO16
Product: F-box protein 16
Exons: 10
Coding region: 351-1502 (383 amino acids)
Molecular function (GO): protein binding
Source: RefSeq, a predicted model, not a curated record